AUGAUCUAUGAGAGGCAUGCUAGAUAUUCAUACACCACAAGAGAUCUACUCAACAUUCUAGAAGCCAAGUACAUCAACAAUCAUGAUCACCCUCUACCUCUACUUCACAUAAACAGCAGAAAGACAUGGCUGAAUGACGAAACCGCUAAACUAGUUCGUAUGAAUGAUUACAAUUUUGUUUUUAAAAAUAGGUCUGACAGGUCUGACAGAAUAGGUGGUGGAGUCGGAAUCUUCAUCAGAUCAGGCAUUGAAUUUUCUAUGAUAAACAAUUUGCUUCUGAACGACACCGUUAUUGACCUUCUUGGUGUCAAUUUAAAAUUAAACAACACACACCUGACGGCCGUGCUGAAAUGUGUACCGGUGUACGACCAUAUCCCUAAGCCAUGCAGGGAGAAGUUCGCAUAUAAUCUGAACGCCUUGCUGACGGCUGUUUGUAAUGGCCCUGGUGACCCGGCUCACUGGGUUAGACUCCACCGUUUUGUCCCAUACGUCUUACAGAAGACUUCCAGAGGGGGUCGCCGAGUCAACCAGGGCAAUCUGGUCAACAAGCGUCUAAGCGAAUAUUCAACUAUUGGUCUUGAAACCCUGGGAAACCUGUCCUCGGUUGUCAGACUUGUCUGUUCGCCGGAGGGCCUGGCGGAGAGCUCGCCAGCCACUUUCGAUAAAUUAUGUUCCAUCCACCCAAAAAUUGCGGUGCACAGGCGGGUCUUUCCCGCAUUGACACCAACGGCUGCUGAUGUAUUGGUCUUGAAACCCUGGUACUGUGUUCAUGUACACAGUACCAAGGAUUCAAGUCCGGUACUGUGUACAUUCAAAAACGGUUCUUCUGGAGGCCUAGAUGGCCUACGACCCCAGCACCUUAAGGAUGUUUUUUCAGGCCCCUUGCUAAUUGACGACACACUGAACUCCUUAACUCAAUUCAUUAAUUUGAUCCUAUCUGGAGCUUGCCCACUCUCCGUCCGCCGUAAAGAAUGCGGUUUGGCCGCGGCCAGGGCAGCGGACGAGAAUAUAAAAAAAUAUGGGAACGCCCUCCCCUCGAUGGAAUUCUUGCCAAUAUGUAUCGAGGUUCUCGGCCCGAUGGACCCCAUCACCCUUAAAUUUUUUAAGGAAAUAUGCAAAAUGAUCAGCGUCAGAUCAGGCGACAGCAGGGAACAUCAGGCGACAUGCAGGAACAUCAGGGAAGAUCAGGCGACAUGCAGGAACCGCUGCUUGUUGCAGCGGUUCCUGCAUGUCUGUGUGCUUGAAAAUAUCCAACUGAAUGCCGACUUGUGCAAUUAA
This is a messenger RNA of Helobdella robusta, 1278 nucleotides long. RefSeq lists its product as hypothetical. The coding region runs from base 1 to 1278 and encodes 425 amino acids. The record is from RefSeq and is a predicted model, not a curated record. The transcript has 7 exons. NCBI's taxonomy places the organism in Eukaryota, Metazoa, Annelida, Clitellata, Rhynchobdellida, Glossiphoniidae.